Messenger RNA from Periconia digitata, 987 nucleotides. The record is from the annotation of a GenBank genome assembly. Lineage: Eukaryota; Fungi; Ascomycota; Dothideomycetes; Pleosporales; Periconiaceae.
AUGGCACACCUUCAGAAGCUCGGCACAUCGAUUUCAGAUCAAAUCUUACCGACGUUUGCGUAUUAUGCCCCACUUCUCCGCGCGAACGCCUCGACCAUUCGAUCCACCCCUUGCUCGACUUUCACUUAUGGUCCUUCCGACCGCCAUAAACUGGACGUGUAUACUCCACUCAAACAUAGCAUCACUGGUAGUCGCCAUCCAGUCCUUAUCUUCUUCUACGGCGGCGGAUUCGUUCAAGGACACCGAACACUGCCCCUACCUAUUCUUGAUGGACUCGUGCACGCCAAUGUAGCUUCCUUUUUUGUCCAAAAAUAUGGUUACACAGUUGUGGUACCAGAUUACCGGCUCUUAUCACACGGUGCUGAGUUCCCUUCCGGAGGCGAGGAUGUGGCUUUGACGAUGCAAUGGGUUUCUGAGAAUGUGGACAAACUUGGUCCUGCGGAAGAAAAGAGCAACUUUGAAGUCGACCUGUUCCUACUGGGGAACUCGGCGGGCGGUGUGCAUGUCUCUACCUUCUUGCUGUCCGACACAUUUAACGGCGUCAGGGCGGAUCUGCUCAACGCCGAGAAGACGAAACUCAGAGGAGUGGUGUUCUUAUCUGUACCUUUCUCUUAUGAUAUGGUACAUGAUGAGGCGAAGAGGGAGGUUUUGGAAAAAUACUUCGGAAAUGCGGAGCAGAAUUGUCCAUCGACCCUUCUGAAGGGCGCGCGUCGAUCGGAUCCAGGCGCGCUCGACUUCGUUAAGGCCGGAACACGCCUUCUGGUGCUUAACGCAGAAUGGGAUCCCGAGGAUGAGUGUCUGCGUCCGCGUGACGAAUUUAUCCAGGAGUGGGGGAAGUUUGAGGACAGUACGAGUGGGGACGCUUUAGUCGUUGACUCUAUACUGGGUCAGAAUCAUAUCAGCCCUUUCUUGGCUCUAGGCACAGGUGUAGAGAGUGAGGAGGCAUGGGGCUAUCUAGUGGCGAAAUUUUGUACUGGCAGUAGGUGA